This is a messenger RNA of Protopolystoma xenopodis, 198 nucleotides long. Lineage: Eukaryota; Metazoa; Platyhelminthes; Monogenea; Polystomatidea; Polystomatidae. The record is from the annotation of a GenBank genome assembly.
AUGAUGCCAUUGAAUGACACGCAGCCAUUCUUUCUCCUCCUCUACUUUCCAUUCACUUUCCCAACACGAUUCGAAACCUGGUCUGGCGCAUCAGACGGCAAUCCUUCACUACUUCCCAGCGCAUUCACAAUCGUGAUGGGCAGUGGUGCUGUGAUUGCCAAGGCACAUCUAAUGGCGGGCUUGUUGUCUACACGGUAA